Molecule: messenger RNA, 787 nt
Organism: Clupea harengus (Atlantic herring)
Lineage: Eukaryota; Metazoa; Chordata; Actinopteri; Clupeiformes; Clupeidae
Product: zinc finger protein 239-like
Exons: 1
Source: RefSeq, a predicted model, not a curated record
CAGCAAUCCAACACAAUGAAGAAAAAACAUGAAUGCUCCCAGUGUUUCAGAAACUUUCCUGCAUCUUCUGCUCUAGCAGUUCAUCAACGAACACACACUGGAGAAAAGCCAUAUCAGUGUUCUCAGUGUGGAAAUGCCUUUAGCCAAAUGUGUAAUCUCAAGGCACACCAGAGAAUCCACACUCGGGAAAGGCCAUAUCAUUGUUCUCGUGUGGGAAGACUUUACUGUAUGGGUCAGCUCAAGAUACACCAGAUGAUCCAUACUGGGGAAAAGCCACAUCAGUGUUCUCAGUGUGGAAAGACCUUUAGCCAAAUUUCUACUCUCAAGGCACACCAGAGGAUCCAUACUGGGGAAAAGCCGUAUUGGUGUUCUCAGUGUGAAAAGUCCUUCAGUACAAAUGAUAAUUUCAAGAGCCACCAGAGGAUCCAUACCGGGGAAAAGCCGUAUCAUUGUUCUCAGUGUGGAAAGGCCUUUAGUCAAAUAGGUAAUCUCAAGAGACACCAGCAGAUUCACACUGGGGAAAAGCUACAUCAGUGUUCUCAGUGUGGGAAGUGCUUUAGUCAAACAGGUGAUCUCAAGAGACACCAGCAGAUCCACACUGGGGAAAAGCAACAUCAGUGUUCUCAGUGUGGAAAGGCCUUUAGUCAAAUGGGUAAUCUCAAGAAACACCAGAGAAUCCACACUGGGGAAAAGCUACAUCAGUGUUCUCAGUGUGGGAAGUGCUUUAAUGCCAAACGCAAUCUCAAGACACAUCAGAAAGUACAUACUAGAGUAACUCACAUCUAAC